AUGUCUCGCCCUAGAGACAGCCCUAUUGAACCCCCGAAUGAUCGCCCACGUGGAUUUAUUCUCGGUGACCCCACCUUUAAUCCCGGUCUCGAGCAUGGAUUUAUUAUCAGUUACAACCCUACCGUCGAUCACAACAUCGUACUAGAUCGGAGGAACGGACUGAGAAUCGGCACAGGGCGACUCAUUCCAAAGAAGUUCAUCCCUCCGGAUGACGAGAUCACCCCACAGCUCCUCUUCCCAGCUGGUAUUGGAUACCGUGCUACACCCCCGGUUAAACGCUUCAUUCAUCGACAAAAUCCAAGAAGCUUCCUCGUCUACACAGACGGGGCGUGUCUCGGUAACGGUACCGCGAACCCCAGGGCUGGCUGCGGCAUUGUUUUCAGGCCAGAAUCACACUCAGCAGACAACUAUGUCCGCUUCGCCCUUGAGAGCAAAGGUCCUCGAAAUGACCUCCAUCCUCAAACAAGCAACCGUGCUGAGCUACGGGCUGUUAUCGCAGCCUGUCAAUUCCGAAUUUGGUCUGGGGAAGGAUUCAAAACCAUGGUCAUUGCAACGGACUCCGUCUACGUUGUUGAGGGGAUUACAACAUGGAUAAUUGGAUGGAUUCGCCGGGAAUGGCGAACAAAUUCGAGAAAUUUGGUCAAGAAUCGGGAUCUCUGGGAGUGUCUACUUGGGGAGAUAGAGCGGGCAGAUGAGGAAGGAUUGGAUAUCCAAUUUUGGCGUAUUCCACGCGAGUGGAAUACAGAUGCUGAUCGUCACGCUAAAAUUGCUGCUGCUGAAGAGAAUAGAAACGAAAACUUUACCAAGCGCUGUGGUGUGCUUGUCUGA
Molecule: messenger RNA, 828 nt
Organism: Penicillium malachiteum
Lineage: Eukaryota; Fungi; Ascomycota; Eurotiomycetes; Eurotiales; Aspergillaceae
Exons: 1
Coding region: 1-828 (275 amino acids)
Biological process (GO): DNA replication, removal of RNA primer
Molecular function (GO): RNA-DNA hybrid ribonuclease activity; nucleic acid binding
Source: RefSeq, a predicted model, not a curated record